AUUGGUUUAUCGAAGAUCUACAGCAGAAAUAAGAUGCCUCGAAAUUCGGCCAUUGCCAGUCAGAAACAUUCCUAUUUAUUUGCAUCUGUACAGAUUUCGCCAGCCCAGCAGUUGCAAAAGCCUAAUCAGAGUGCCACGUUGUCCGUUCAUAAUCAACCCAAAAAGAUGUCGUAUCAAAGCAUCAUGAAUGAGCAUAAGAAUAAUAAUAAUCAUCAUAAACCUCCUUGCAAUUUUACCCCACUAUGUCCUCCCUCUCAACCACGUCGCCAGAUGGCGAUCGAACGCUUCACAUCGCACCGGCAUUUCCAGCUGGUAGAAGGGAUUCUUCAUGACGUAGUCGGCGUAGAGCUCGUACACUUUGCGCAUCACGGCGUCGACAUUGGGCAUCAGCGGAUCCGUAAACAGCAAGAAUUUGGUCCCCGUGAGGGUCUGGAAGCAGGUGAGACGGAAACGGUCGGUUUCGAGGACCUCGAUCCCCGUCUUGGGCAGGGAAGGGUUCGGGAGCGACCAGCCGGCCUGGGUGGGGGUCGAUGUGCCUGA
This is a messenger RNA of Rasamsonia emersonii CBS 393.64, 540 nucleotides long. RefSeq lists its product as uncharacterized. The record is from RefSeq and is a predicted model, not a curated record. NCBI's taxonomy places the organism in Eukaryota, Fungi, Ascomycota, Eurotiomycetes, Eurotiales, Trichocomaceae. The annotation marks the transcript as partial. The transcript has a single exon.